AUGCUGUCGACAUCACCGGUCAGCGCAAAAUCCAUCGUCUUUCUGCUUGGGCUGCUCUACCUUCAAGCACAUGGCUCGGAUGCUGCCAUCUCGACAUCUGCCGGCUUCCCUCAGGACGUCUUUGCCAGGCCCGCUUUCCAAGUCAACUACGGUCGCGCUGGCGGACUCGGUAGCACACUGCCUGUAAAGCGCGCCGAUGCGAUCCGGAUCUUGGAGCAGCAGGAGGCUUCCGCCUCGUCUUCUUCGUCCAGCUCGCCGCAUGCCAAGCCUCCACAGUCCACAGACCUUUCCUCCUUAGCUUUGCCAGAUGGCAUGGGCUACAGAUCCGGCAGUCAGCACGCUGAACCCUUGAGGACGCUCUUCUGGACGCUCCAACGUAGCUCGUCGGACGCGUUUCAGCUGUGCUCCGUACCUGACUUUACCUCUACACCAGCAGAUCGUCGCGCCUCGAGCCGUCAUGCAUCAACUUUCGCCAACUCUCUACGCACACGACAGGACCUUAUACGAAAUGCGCAGGUGUUGCUCGAUCCCCUCAAAAAGGUCUGUCUGUAUCAUACGACCGACUGGUUCACCUACAGCUUCUGCCACGGACGCGAGAUCCGCCAGUUCAGGCGAUUGGGCCCCCAGACUGCUGCACACAAAGCCUUCAAAGCCGCAGGUGGGGGUGACGCCGGCAAGAAGGCAGCUCUCGAAGCUGCGGAAAAGGUGAACAGCAUUCAACAUCCUAUUGCAGAUCCAGAGUACCCAGCCUUCAUCUUGGGUCGUUGGACUCCGCAGAACGAGGACAUUGUCGGCGACGAUCAAAGUCAUCAACGACGUCAGCAGCAGCCUAUCAGCAGCGAUUCGCCGCAACAAGAUGCUGCUACGGGUGUCGCGGUGUCAUCGAAUCGGGACAUGUCGUCCGUCAUCAACUCAGCCGGUCUAGAUCUGGUAGAGCAAGUACAGUUCGGCGACUGGGAUGAAGAAGAGCUGUUCGCGGCAGAAGCGAAAGCUCUCUCGCAAUUUCAAGAUUCGCAGAGCAACAAGGCGGUAGAAAAAGCGAACAACGCAGCCGGUGCGGGAGGCAACGAGUCGCAGCGACAUCGGUAUCUGACGCAAAGGUGGACGAACGGCACCAUGUGCGACAUGAAUCACCAACCCAGGAGCGUUGAAGUGCAGUUUCACUGUUCGAAUCGUAAGCCGUCGGAGGACAGGAUCGUCAUGUUCAAGGAGACCACCAUUUGCAACUACGUGUUGAUCAUCGAGACCCCGAGACUCUGCGCAGAUGCCGCGUUUGGGAGCGAGAAGGAGGAGGCGCCGUUGCCGAUUCAGUGCCAUCAGGUGGUGGGAGAUGCCUACAAAGGGCCGACGGUUGCGGAUCCGGAAGAGUUGCAGCAGCCAACGCUGUCAGAAAUCGAUGGUGGUGCGGGAUCAACGACGUAUGAUAAGGUGGAUGGGAAAGCGGAGACAGCCGGCGAUGUCGACGGAGCGGAGGAGCCAGUGACGAACUCGCACACGUAUGGCGAUCCUUCCCGAUUCGGCUCGGUGCACGAUGACUACUACGACGAAGCUCUCGGCGGUCCAGGUGCCAUGUACCAGCAUUUGCAUCAUGACCACGACCAUCAUCACCACCAUCACCACGAUCACGAUGACCCGCACCACCACCAUCAUCAUGAAGAAGACGAAACCGAGAUCAUGGUCGAGAUCGGAUUGGACGAGGAUGGCAAGCUGGUCGUCCAACAAGUAAGCGAUCAAGUACCGGAGGACACCAAGGAGACCAGACGCCGUGAUGGUGGCAAGAAACGCAGCGAUGACGACGACCACGACCAACCGCUUGCAGAGAGCAUGGACGACCAGCCGAUAGAGAUCCACCUGGAUGACGAGGAUCUUCUGUCGGUAAUACGUGAAGAUCAAGGUGGGAGGCUGGAACAGAAGCUGGCCGACAAGAUUUCGGAGAUGUUCAACAAGCAGCUGCAGAAGCAGACUGAUGCGUACCCGACUUCUGCUCGUUCGAAGGAAGACGAUGAUAAGACGGUGGAGAGUAAGGAGAAAAGUGGGAAAAUGCAGACGCCGGACGACAUGGCGAAGCUAUACAGCAAACUGAUGUCGGCUAUAACUGGUGAUUCGGCGAAUGCGAGAAAGGAUGGGAGGGAGGGAAAGCAAACGCAGCAGCAGCAACAACAGCCGGCACUGCGGAUGGAAAAGGUGGGGGACAGCCUGUCGGAGCGCGUGAAACGGUUUUACGAUGCGAAGCAGAGACAAGGCAAGGAAAAGGAGCAGGACGAGGGAGCCAAACGGACAAGGCCGCCGCCGCCGCCGCCUGUGGAGGAGCAUCUCGAGCUGUGA
Molecule: messenger RNA, 2325 nt
Organism: Pseudozyma hubeiensis SY62
Lineage: Eukaryota; Fungi; Basidiomycota; Ustilaginomycetes; Ustilaginales; Ustilaginaceae
Product: misfolded glycoproteins degradation protein
Exons: 1
Coding region: 1-2325 (774 amino acids)
Biological process (GO): retrograde protein transport, ER to cytosol; endoplasmic reticulum unfolded protein response
Cellular component (GO): endoplasmic reticulum lumen
Source: RefSeq, a predicted model, not a curated record